Aspergillus ibericus CBS 121593 is the source of this 3815-nucleotide messenger RNA. RefSeq names its product putative DNA repair protein (Tof1) (gene tof1). The transcript has 4 exons. Gene Ontology annotation, molecular function: DNA binding. Gene Ontology annotation, cellular component: replication fork protection complex. Lineage: Eukaryota; Fungi; Ascomycota; Eurotiomycetes; Eurotiales; Aspergillaceae. Gene Ontology annotation, biological process: DNA replication checkpoint signaling; replication fork arrest; DNA repair. The record is from RefSeq and is a predicted model, not a curated record. Bases 36 to 3545 code for a protein of 1169 amino acids.
AGGAGAAUGAGGAUCCAGGUGCACACCCCGUCAGCAUGGACACCGAAGAACCUGUGCUGUCUGCAUCGGAAGUCCAGGUCGUGGACCCGGAUGUCCGCGCCCAUGUCUACAGUCUUGUCACUGCGUUGGGUGGUUUCAAUGGAGAAGAUGCCGACCAGUAUGUGCUGGGUGAUGAUGCCCUGGCCUGUCUCCGGGAUAUCAAGCGCUGGCUGAAACUCUACGAUGAAAAACACAAUCGGAUGGAUGUGGCCCGAUGUCUGGGAGAGGCCAAUCUGGUCAACGGCGACUUGCUACCCAUCCUGUCGGUCUGGGCCAACAGCAAAAAACAAACCAAGUAUAUGUCGAGGAUUGCAUUGGCGUGUUUAGAGCUGCUUGUUCCGUUGACAUGGCCGGUAGAGCUGCACGGUGAGAUGACGGUCAACCAUCAUCGGCAUAUCCCAUACAUACAACAUGUCCACGUCGCCUAUAAGCGAGGACUCCUCAGUCAUGCCAGCACCAGCUAUCUCCGAACCAUUAUCAGUGUUGGCAUUCCAAGCAUGGCCAUUCCACGCUCCGAACGGACGACCCGCGACGAAGGUAUCCUCAAACUGAUGCUCUACCUGCUUCGAAAUAUCGCUCUGAUUACCCCCAAUACCCGACUCGCGGCAGAAGGCGAUGAGGAGGAAACAUCGAGAUCCGCGACCAUCAAUGCUUUCCAGGACCAAGACGCCUUCGCACUUCUCCUUACCAUGUGCUCCAACGUUGGCGACGACUUCACUAUGCAAGAUGUGGCCCUUCUUGAGAUACUAUUCCAUCUGAUUAGGGGAGUCAAUGUCGAGAAACUAUUCAUGGACGAUGCUCAACGAACGGCCAAACGGACGGACGAGCUUGAUGAUUUGCUACGGAAGGAGUCAUCUUUGCGGAGAGAGUACGCGAAGAAUGCCCCAACUCGACAUGGCCGAUUCGGAACGAUGAUCUGGGUCAAGCGCGAUGACGCCAAGUAUUCGACUGUGUCAGGGCAAAACGUCCUCAAGGACAGCCAGGCGACCCUCCAGAAGAUGGACGAAAGCAAGAAGUGGAACAAGCCCCAGUUUCGACGGAAGCCACAGGAUCUGACGGUGCACAAUGACUUCAACACCCCGGUUCACCUGAACUCGACCGCCUCCAACAACCUGCGGAUGUUCGUGGAAGAGUUUCUCGACUCGGGUUUCAACCCUCUUCUCACACAUGUGCGGAAGGCAAUUGAGCGUGAAGCGGACCGUGUCAUGGAUAUCAAUACCCGCCAGUUUCUCUACACUGUUGCCUGGUUUCUCGAGGCAGAGCGUGCACGGCGCGCGCGUCAACGUAAAAGGCACUCGGAGAGCGAAAAGCCAGCCAAGGAACUGGAGCCAGAUAGCUUUGGACUCGUCGCUGGUGUGCUUAACCAAGAAACCUUCGUCUUCCUGAAUCGCGCCAUGCAGUACGCGUUGGAUAACAAGGACUGGGAAGACCUCAAUGCCGGCAUGCGCUGCUUCACCCAGAUCUUGUUGACCGUGCAGGACAUGGCCCAAUCUCCGCUCGAAGAAGACCAAGAGAUCGCCGAAAACAUCCAAAACCGGAUCUUCUACGAAGAAACUACUCAUGACCGCGUCCUAGCCGUCAUCCGCGGAUACAAUGACCAAGGGUUCGGCUACUUGGAUGCAUGCACCGAACUUACCCAUGUCUUCCUGCGAAUGUUGGAACGUUAUUCGAAAGAGAACGUCGAUCUGCAAGUACGAUCUCGGCGACGUGCGAGGCGCAAAGCCAAGGAAGUAGAGGGGGCUGGGAUGGAAGAGAAUGACGAAGGAAAUGGCUCGGAAGAUGAGGAUCUGAUGGAAGCCGAAAGAGUGUCGAAAGAGCGCAAGUUCGAUUUCCGACGCUUUACUGCCAGGUUCUGCAACCAGAAAUGUGUUGAUACGUUCAUCGCGUUCACCAAGCACUACCGGGAGUUGAAUUCGGAGCAGCUCAAACGCGCCCACCGUUAUUUCUACCGGAUUGCAUUCAAGCAGGAGAUGAGCGUUUUGCUAUUCCGUCUCGACAUCAUCAAUCUCUUCUACCGAAUCAUCAAAGGGCCAGGCGCCUUGGAUUCGAGCAAACCCAUCUUCAAGGAGUGGGAAGAGCUAGUGCGCCAGAUCAUCAGGCGGCUGACCAAGAAGCUCGAUCAGCGUCCGGCUCUGUUUGUGGAGCUGCUCUUCAGCAAGAUCAACUCAACCACAUUCUACCUCGAAUAUGGACACGAGCGACAGACUCUCCCCACCGUCCGAAGGGCUCCGGCUGAGCUUGAAAUCGACCCCCGACAAGCAAGUACAAUCGAGGAGAAGCUCAGCAUCAUGGUGCCUGCCCUGGUCUUGGAUGGGGAGGCGGAUCUGGUCACCUGGGUCAGUGAGGUCUUGGGGUCGGCUUUUGAAGAAAGGGAGGCCUGGGAAGCCCAGGAGAAGGCCCUGCGCGACGCAGGUGCGGAGAGUUCGAAGAUCCCCAACCCCAUGAUUGCGGUGAAAGCGCGUGACGAGGCAUGCCAACAGGCGAUGUUCUCCAACGCCAAGCUCCGGCUCCUGAUGACACUGGUCAAGUUCGAGCGGCUCGGUGUAGAGGAUGUGCCCGGCGCAUCCUGGGUCAUCCCCUCAACGACGAGGGCUCAGGAUCUCCGGGAGAUGAAAUCAUUCAUCGACAAGUACUUGGAAAAAGCCUUCAGAGGAACACUUGGGCGCGACCCUCGUGAGCUGAUCCGACGCAAAUAUGGCGGCAGAAAGCUCGCCGACAAUCACGACAACCCUGAUAUUCACUUCGGGUCCGAUUCGGAGGGUGAGGAGGAGGUCCCGGAUGGGCCACUGUUCCCACCCAACCCUCGAUCCCGGGCGAACCCGGCCAAGGAACCCCAGAAGAAGAAAAAGCGCAAGGGUCGCAACGCGGAUGAGGACGAUGAGGACGACGCCGUGGAUGAGGAGACGUUGGAGGAGCGUCGUCAGGCCCGGUUGGAAAACACACGCGCUCGCCUUGCAAAGAUCAAGAGUGAUCUGUACGUGCACGCUAGUGACGAGGACACCGACGAGGAAGCAGACAAGGAAUUUUUCCUCCUGGAGGAGCAGAGGCGCAAAGAUCAAGCCCAGCGAGUGAAGAAAGCGCUGCUUACUGGGAUUACGGAGGAUGCGGCCGGUGCAUCAAGCAAGACAGGCCAACGCAAGCGCCAAAACAAUCGGCUGAGCACCCAGACGGGUGAGGCCCAAAGCAAGCGGCAACGGCGUGGGGAGACCGAUGAGGAGGACGAAGACGACGAUGUGGUGAUGGGCGGCGUUGAUGUCUCGUCGCCGCCGCAGUCGGAAAGAGAGGGCACGCCGUCUCGCGAGAUGGAGGAUGACUUCGAUUUCGAUGAUGACCUGGCAUUCAGUCGCGAUCGGGGGAAGGGGUUGGGGUCGCUUGGGGACCAGAAUCAGGACUCGAACGAGCCCGACGAUGUCAUGGCGCCGGACGAGGAUGAAGCUGUCCCGAUGGCUGCAGCCAGUCGCAGACGGGUGCGCGCGGGCUUCGUGGUGGACAGUGACUCGGAAUAGCAUGUCUGUCCUAUGUAUCUUCAAGGCAUGAUGACUGAUGAUGCGGAGUUUGGUGUCAAGCAUGGAUCCGGGCAAGGGCAAGGGCAAUGGGUGGGCAUCUGUAUAUGGAACCAAAUCACAUGGAUAGACAAUGGCAUCGUUUGUGCAGCCCUCCACUCCAUGCGUGAGCCAUCCUCGACUCGAAAAGAGAGGAUGUGUGCACUGACCACUUACACAAGCACCUCUGUUGCAUCCACUUCAUCACCAUCACCAUCACCCAGGCAGUUGGAG